AUGGCGGGAGCGGCGCGUGCGCGGCGGCCCCAGUUGCUCGCUCAGAUUAACCCGUUCGCGAAAAAGAAGCGUUUUAACUUUCUUUCUUUCGUUUCAACUUUCCAUUAUGCAGCUGCGUUACACGUAAAACGUGACAACGAGUUCGCCACGUUACAAAUAAGAUCACUCGCUGCACAGAAAAAUUUUCAACUUUUAUCUUCCAACGUCGUGAUGCAGGACAUGGGAGCCAAUGGACUGACCCCUGAGGAUGUUGAAAAUCGAGCGCAGAGGAACAAG
Molecule: messenger RNA, 276 nt
Organism: Iphiclides podalirius (scarce swallowtail)
Lineage: Eukaryota; Metazoa; Arthropoda; Insecta; Lepidoptera; Papilionidae
Source: the annotation of a GenBank genome assembly